Molecule: messenger RNA, 3098 nt
Organism: Mus musculus (house mouse)
Lineage: Eukaryota; Metazoa; Chordata; Mammalia; Rodentia; Muridae
Gene: Kifbp
Product: kinesin family binding protein
Exons: 7
Coding region: 691-1680 (329 amino acids)
Biological process (GO): transport along microtubule; mitochondrion transport along microtubule
Cellular component (GO): cytoskeleton
Molecular function (GO): kinesin binding; protein sequestering activity
Source: RefSeq, a predicted model, not a curated record
AGCAUGAGAAUUUAAUCAUAGGCUACAGAAUUUAGCAUUACAAUACAUAUCAACACUGGCCCCUGUGUCAGCCUGCAGAUAAUUGGCACCAUGCCUAGCUCAGAGCCUUUAUAGAAUUUUCAGGGACUGGGCGGUGGUGGUGUGAGGUGGCUCUAGUAAGUAAAGGCUGCGGAGGCUGAGCCUGAGGAUCUGAAUUUGAUCCCUGAGACCUGGGUACCUGGGUUGUAGUUUCCUACAACUAUAAUUUUUAACUGUGAUAGCGUAAUACAUUAGUGGUGAAAGAUUCUUGCCUAUGAACUUGAGCAGUUAUCGAAAGAUGUUAGUGUUAAAUUUCAUUUAAGCUAGGGAUUGACUUUACGAUAGGCUAGUACCUUACCCCUAAGAAUCAUUCUGAUUCUGAACAUUUUUGUAUAAACUACAUUUUGGGAUGAAGCAGGAGAAGCCAUACUGCUCAAGGGUAGCAGCGGAAGGCUCUGUAUUCCCUGACAGCUUCGUUUCCUUGACGACGGCUGUUGUGGCGACCAGAACAUCCUCCCAUUGGCUGCUGCCGAGCGUCUAGCGCUCCCCUCUACCGACUUCAUUGGUCGGCGCUCCACAGUCACGACACGUCGUAAAUGAAGUGUCGCAACGCGGAGGCCUCCAGUGGCUGCUGGUCCACGGACGGGGAGGCGGCCGUCAGCUCAGGCCGCGAUGGCGAACGCUCCGGGGCCAGAGAUCCGCGAGAAGUUCCAGGCAGCGCUGGCCCUGUCGCGGGUGGAGCUGCACAAGAACCCGGAGAAGGAGCCGUACAAGUCCAAGUACGGCGCGCGCGCGCUGUUGGAGGAGGUGCGCGCGCUGCUGGGCCCGGCGCCCGAGGACGAGGACGAGCCGGCUGCUGACGAUGGGCCGGGCGACCAGGCCUUGGGCGCGGGUGAGCCCCGGGAGGCUGAGGGCCCCGGAGCGCAGCGGGCGCUGCGCCUCGCGGUGGUCGAGUUCCACCUUGGUGUGAACCACAUCGACACGGAGGAACUGUCUGCCGGCGAGGAGCAUCUGGUCAGGUGCCUGUCGUUGCUGCGCCCCUACCGCCUGUCGCUCGGCUGUGUGUCUCUCUACAUCCAGGCGCAGAAUAACCUGGGCAUCCUGUGGUCUGAAAGGGAAGAGAUCGAAACCGCCCGGACCUACCUGGAGUCAUCGGAAGCCCUGUACAGUCAGUACAUGAAAGAGAUUGGGAGCCCGCCUCUUGACCCGACUGAGCAUUUUCUUCCUGAAGAAGAGAAACUUACUGAACAAGAGAGAUCAAAAAGAUUUGAGAAGGUUUAUACUCAUAACCUGUAUUACCUGGCUCAAGUCUACCAGCACAUGGAAAUGUUCGAGAAGGCCGCUCAUUAUUGCCACAGCACACUGAAACGCCAGCUUGAACACAAUGCCUACCACCCCAUGGAGUGGGCCAUCAACGCCGCUACUCUAUCACAGUUCUACAUCAAUAAGCUCUGUUUUAUGGAAGCCAGACAUUGUCUGUCAGCUGCUAAUGUUAUUUUUGGUCAAACUGGAAAAAUACCAGCUACAGAAGACACUCCUGAAGUUGAAGGAGACGUGCCAGAGCUUUACCAUCAGAGGAAAGGGGAAAUAGCAAGAUGCUGGAUCAAGUACUGCCUGACUCUGAUGCAAAACGCGCAGCUCUCCAUGCAGGUGCUGGGAUAAUGAGUGUGCACCACAACUGGUAAGGACCAUACAGAACACCACCUCAUUCUGGAACCCUUUCCUCAGCUAGGCUGUCAGGACUAUGGAGGAUGGGGUCAGCAUCAAAUCCCGGUUGUCACAUGAUUGUCCCAGUAAAUAGUGGUUAUUUUUAAAACUAAUUGUUGAAUGAGCAGGGUUUUUUAAUCCUCCACAGAUACCAUCUUGUUUCUUGAACUUCAUAGUCUUAAGUCACUUAAAUUCUAUUUUGUAAGCCAGGCAUAGUAGCACAUGCCAGCACUCAAGAGGCAGAAGCAGGAAGAUCUCUGUAAGUUUGAGGCCAGCCUGGUCUACAAAGUGAGUUCCAGAACAGCCAGGGCUACACAGAGAAACCCUGUCUCUAAAAGACACAGCAAAACAAAAACCAGCCAAACAAAUAAAACUGAGUAAGGCCUUCAGAGAUUGCUAGGGGCUAAAAGCAUUGGCUACUCUGCCAGAGGACUGGGGUUCAGUUCCCAGCAUUCACACAGUGGCUUACAAUCAAAUGUAUCUUAGUUCCACGGGAUCCGAUGUUGUCUUCUGGUCUUUACAGAUAUCAGGCACCAACCCAGUACACAGAAAUCUAUGCACAUAAAAUAAAAAAUAAUUUUAAAAAGAAAGGAAGAAAGAGGAGAUGGGAUUUGGUGUGGUGGCACAAGCCUUUCACCUGACCUAAACAAGUGACUAAGAGCAUACAUGAGACCCUCCUCAUGGUGCUCCUGUCUUUUAGUCUUUCCCGAGUUUGUGCUGUGAUCCUGUUUGGAGACAGGCUCUCUGUUUAGCCCUGCUGCUAUGGUGGUCCAGCCUGGCCUCAGAUCUGUAGCACGCCUCCAACUCAGCCCUCCUAGUGCUAGGAUCACAGAGCGGACCACCACACACGGCCUAAUUAGUGUUAGACUGCAGGUCCUCAAAGGCAGGGAGUAGUUCUCACUCAGUUUUAUGUCUUUGCAGUGUUGCCUUUUGGACUGACAAAAUCUUAAAGGUUCAAAAUCUUAAACAUGGCCGUUAAGUGCAGCAGUUAAGUGACGCACAGCUCCAGAGCUUAAAAACAAAACAGAUGAUAAUGCCUGCUUAACUUUGUUGUUAUGAGAGUUAACAUAUAAAGGCCUCAGAAAGUACCUAAGCAGGACUAGUGAGUUGGCUCAGCAGAUAAAGCUACCAAAUCUUGAGGUCCAGUACAGUAGAAGGAGAGAGCCAACUCCUGCAAGUUGUCCUCACAUGUGCCAUGGCUCCUGCGAAUGCACGCAUGCACACACGCACGAACAAACUCAUCUGAAAUAUACCGAGUCCUUAUUGAAUAUUAACUGUACCUUAAUCAUUCUUACUAAUCUACGUGGGACCCUAAUUUCUAGCCACCAAGAAGAAAAAUAAAAUAAAUUACCUAUUUAAAAAAAGAAAAUAAA